Lutra lutra (Eurasian river otter) is the source of this 10542-nucleotide messenger RNA. RefSeq names its product cilia and flagella associated protein 47 (gene CFAP47). Gene Ontology annotation, molecular function: protein binding. Bases 344 to 9844 code for a protein of 3166 amino acids. Lineage: Eukaryota; Metazoa; Chordata; Mammalia; Carnivora; Mustelidae. The record is from RefSeq and is a predicted model, not a curated record. The transcript has 67 exons.
GUCUGGACACCAAGCAUCCAUCCAGCCUCACCAACCUCAAGAGACCUCUAUGUACUGGGGUACAUUGUGAAACAACAGAGUCCCCAACCGGGCAGUACAACCAUCCUAGGUCUUUGGUUACUGAAGAUAACUGAGUCUGCAUGUUAAAAGAGCAAAAUUUGGUUCACGACCAUAAGCCUGCAUUCUCUGCUGGGGAAAGCAAACUCACAAAGUUUGGGCUGCUCCAAUAGGGGUGGAGCUUGAGGCGAGCACGCAGCGUCUGUCGGUUGCCUAGCGACGGCGUCCACGCUAGCCCUCAGUAGUUGAAGUCAGCUACGGUUUGCAGGCCACCUGGAGGGCCGCCAUGGAGACCGAAAGGGGUUCCCCGGUCCCCCGGGAGGCGGAGACCCCAAAGAAGGAGGUGCAGCUGCGGGUGACUCCUUCGGAGGUGAAAUUCUUGGACACGCUGGCCGGGAGGGUGUACCGCCUCCCAGUUACUGUACACAAUCUCGGCCGUUGCAACCAGAAAAUCCGGUUUCAGGAGCCCCUCAAACCACAGUUCAAACUGAUUUUGACCAAUCUGGAUAAAGCACUUGCUUCUGGACUUCAGAUGACAGCUAUGGUGGAAUACCAUCCUGAUAAAGAUGAAGACACUUUUGACCAGCUACUUAUUUCAAUAGGAAAUAAAACAAUAGAGAUCCCUCUAGUUGGGUUGAUUCCCUCCUGUCAAUUGGAAAUUGAGUCAGAAGUUAAUUUUGGCACAUUGGUUGCCGAUAGUAAAGUCUAUUGUAAAGAGAUUAAUAUCAUUAACCGUGGCAGAGCUCCAGGUACAUUUAAAGCAGAAUACCAAGGCCAAUUACCCAUUGUCAUUUUUCCAAGUAAUGGUAUUGUAGAACCCAAGUCAUCAGUGAUUGUUAAAGUGGAUUUCUGUGCUGAUCAGCCCAGAAUUGUAAAUGAAGGGGCAAAAGUGAGCUUACAAGGUCGUCCAGAUGUACUCUUGAGUGUCAAAGCUCAUGUGGUCGAGCAGAUUAUUGAAUUGUUAAACAUGAGUAAUGACAAAAAGUUGGAAUGCAUACACUUUGGUUCAGUUUUCUUCGGAACUUCAAAAAUUGAACAUGCACUUCUAUACAAUAAUAGCCCGGAACCCGUAAAUUGGGUAGCCAUAAUGCAAAAUGAUGCAGUUGGAGAAGAACUGGGUACAAAUAUUCAACAAAGAACAGAUGUUGCUUUAAAUAAUCUCACCUACUUAAGCAAAAUAAAGAACAUGGAUGUUACCACUUUUAUUUCUUGUGUUCCUAAUGAAGGGAGGUUACUACCUUAUCAAAAGAUUGUAAUUACAUUUUGUUUCAGCCCAAAGCUAAUGAUUGAUGGUAAAAAGAAUAAUGAUCCUUCACAUAGGCAGGACUAUGCUCUCUUUUUGAGAUUUGAGUCUGUGGGAAGUAAAGAUGGAUUUUUGAGGGAUGAUAACAGUAAAACCAUGAAAAGUGAUCGAUUUCAGAAAGUGGAAUUAGCACUGACAGGUACAGGACUUCCCGUCUUACUACAGUUUGAUCCAGGAAAGGUCCUUAAUUUUGCACCAUGUUUCAUGGGUGAACAUUCAGAGCUUCUGUGUAUUAUGCAAAAUCGAUCCAACUCACUUCCUGUGAUGUACCGCUUUCAAAAGACUGCACAUUUUAAAAUUGAUCCUGAAAGGGGCAAGAUUGAUGAAGGAUGUAUCCAGAAUGUGACAUGUUCAUUCAUUCCACAUCAAGUAGGAGUCUUUAAAGUGAAGCAACUGAUAGAGAUUAUUGGCUCAGUGGCAGAUGAAAAUUUGCAGUCAUCACUGAAACCUUUUCAUCAAAUAUAUUUAGAUUUCAAGAGUGUCUGCAAACCUUCCACCAAGAAAGUUGUGAUGAAAAUGAAUCCUGGUAUAUCCCCUUUGGUCACUAAUCCUACGGGACAAUUUGUGGUUAGAGACUUGCCUAAAUACAAGGACCGUGCACCUGUUACAAUGCUUCAAUCAGCCAUGACACGUCUUCACGAUCAUCGCAUAAGUAAAGAGUCAAUGAAGGGUGCACUGAUAGCCUUUCCCAAUGAUCGAGCUGCAAGUAUCAGGUCUGGAGACCAGCAUAAACUUUUCAGGACGAUUUUCACAAAAAUUCCAAGAUACAACUAUGUCGAUCCUGAUUAUGCAUAUACUAAAUUUGAAGAAAUGGAAAAGCAAGCACAUGAAAACUAUUAUGAAAGAUACAUUAAACAUUUAAGAAGUGUGCGCCUACGGAAACGAGUAGAGAGGGAAUGCAUGUAUUCAUAUAACGAUACAGACAUAGGAUUACAGCCAGCAUCGGGUCUAAAGUCACCCUCACUCUCAGAAACGGAAAUAGAAGAGGAAUUAUGUUCAGGAAAGUGUCUGAUCAAACCUAACCAAUUACUAAAUACCAGAAAUAUAGACUCCAAGGAGACGAAGGCUCUGAAAAGAAAGGUUCUCAAAGGACUUAAAUCGGAACCAUUCACGCCCCAUGAAAAACAUGAUUGCAGCUUAAUUUUGACGCCAAAGCAAAUUCAUCAAGUAAUUGUUGGGCCCUCUGUCCUUAACUUUGGUGAUAUUUGUGUGAACUCCACAAAUACUCGUCUACUGCAUGUUAUUAAUAUGCUACCUAUGCAUAUUUUGAUCCACUUAGAUAUUAAUUUGGAAGAACUUCAGAAAACAAACCAAUUUUCAUAUGUGAUUCCGCCUACAGCUAGUACUUAUAUAUCAAUGGUAUUUGAAUCUCCCACCAUUGGAAAAUUUUGGAAGUCUUUCACCUUUACAGUGAACAAUAUACCUGGUGGCCAUAUCCUCGUGAUGGCAGUUGUCAUGCCAGUAAAGCUUGAGCUAUCUUCUAAUGAGCUAGUAUUGAGACCACAAGGCUUCUCCAUGAAAACAUGUUUUAUGGGGACAGUGGGGUUGUAUAAUCAUCAGAAUUAUUUUGCCAAAUUUGAAUGGCAGCCAGUAAUUACAAAAAGAGGAAUGGCAUUUUCCAUUCGUCCAGCUAAAGGCACGGUUGAACCAUUCUCUUCAUUGGAAUGUGAAGUAACAUGGCUGCCGGGUUUCAGUUCUCCAGAAAAGGGAGAAUUUGUUCUUCACGUCAGUGAAGGAAACACACUGACACUAAAAUGUGUUGCACAUCUUGGUCACACUAAGGUCGUAUUUUUGGAGCCAAGGAUCCUCUUCAGUAAUAGCCCUCAAGGUUUAACAACUUGGAGGAAAGCCAUUCUUCACAAUGUAGGACAAAACCAUGCUUAUUUCAAGAUUUGUGACCAGAGUCUUUUGCCUACUAUGAAUAUUGUUCCAUCACAAGGAGUAAUUCCUUUCGGGGGGCUAACUGUUCUCAAUAUCUCCUGUACACCUACUGUAGCAGAAAAAUUUGAUACAAGAGCAAAGGUUGCUAUUCGCCGUGCAAAUGUCAUAGACCUCAGGAUUGGUGGAUCUGUUGAGAUUGCCGAUGUGGAAAUUAAUCCGGAUGUAUUUAACUUCAGUGGUACCUAUGUUGGUGCUACUCAGAUUAUUCCAUUUACAAUAAAAAACAAAGGUAUAACACGUGCCAGAGUGGAAUUUAAUCUACAAGACUUUGAAUAUUUUUCUUUGGAUUUUAAAGAUAAAACAGGGGAAUUCACAGACCCUGCGUUUCCUGACAUAUAUUCUUUGGAGUUAGAGGAAGGGACAUCUUUGGAAUGUGGCAUAGCAUUUUCUCCUAAAGAAGUGGCAACAUAUGACUUCAGCAUUCAAGUUCAAAUUAAUUUCUUCAAGGCUUCAGAACUUUACACUCAGUAUCGUUUGUCAAAUUCUCCUAUGAUUCCAAAGACAACACCACUUAUUCGACCGUGUUAUGUUCAAGCUACUGUAUUACAAGCACCAUUGAGAUUAUCCAACACUGAUUUUAUAUUUGAAAUGCCAUUGCAUAUUUUGGAUUCUAAUAACAAGGUCACAAAAACUCAGGAUCUUGUCUUACAUAAUACUUCAAAACAAGAUGUGGAAUGGACUUUGGAUAUUAGUGGCACUGGGAAACUUUUCAAAGAUGGCAUAUUCAAGAUUAGUGUGCUGAGUGGGAUUCUGCAACCACAUGAAGAAUGUAAUAUUUCUAUAAGUUUCUGCCCAAAUCAUCCUAGUAAAUACACAGCUGAUAUUCCCAUUCAUCUAAAUGAUAAUCCAGUUUGCUAUCGAAUGUUAUGUUUGGUCGGAGAGGUGAAAUCACCCAUGUUGUUGUUUGACCCUCCAUUCAUAUUUUUCACUCCUGUUCCUCUGGGUGUAACAACUGUGAUGGAUAUCAACAUUUUACCUCAAAACUAUUUCAGAGAUUCAACGUUACGUGUCCAGAUUCCCACAGCAAGACUUUUUGAUGGUGACGAGGUUCAUCCUCUUUCUGUGACGUUGCCAAAAGGCAGAGUCAUCAGAGGGUCUCCCAGUGGAAUGAAUGCAGCACUCACCUGCCACCUCAGCUUCAGAUCAUCUAAACCUGUGUCAUUUUUCACUGAUAUUCUUUUCUAUGAUAACAGAAAUAACUGGUUUUUGCUUCCAGUUACUGCAACAGCAGAAAACUGUCUUCUUACAAUUUACCCAUAUAUGGCAACUCAUCUUGAUAAGCAAACAAUUAUUUUAAAGGAUGUAGAUAAAGAUGACAGUUCUGUGAAGAAUAGAGACAAUGUUUCAGUUCCCUCCCAAGAACCUGGUUUAUCCUCUCCUGCUCCUACUAAAUUUAAUGAUGCUGAGCCUGCAGAGAGAAGAUUAUUUGUUGGAAUUGAAAUAAUACAUGAAAGUUUGAAGUCAGGCAAAAGUAAAACAUCAAAGAAAUACAAUGAUAGAGCCAUGGAAGAGGAGGAGAAAAAUGAGCAAUGGUUUUCUCCCGAAGAAGGAACAAAGGCAUAUGUCUUCUUUGAGAAGGUUGUAAAUGCUGCUCAGACCUGGUUCAGUCUCUUCGGCUGGCCUGAAGGACCCCAUUCUCUUUCUAUUCCAGAAACAAUAAGAAGGGAAAUAUUUAAAAUACAAUUCUACUCAUCACCCUCAUCAUCCAAAAAAUUUUCCAGACAGAGUGACUUUUCUAAAUAUAAUAAGACCAUAUACGAUGUGAUGUUCCACUUGAGUGGAAAAAUGCCACCUGGAAUUCAUUCAAGUCAGUCCUCACCUAAGGAUUAUACUGAAAGGGUGACUCAACUUCAUUUUCAACAUUCAUCAGUUCUUGAAUUUCUCAAUGCUCAAGGAGCAUGUAUUUCUCAUGUACUGCCAGAAUUUCUGCUUGAACCAGAAGAUUAUGAAAAGUGGAUUGAAGUUACAGAAAAGCCCUCUGUUGUUAUAGACAUGACUCAGUUUGAAGCCUGGAGUAAACGGGCAUGGACAGAUGUAUUCCUUCAGAUAUACAAGGUUCUGGUACUAUCCCGGGUUGUACCACAUUGCAGCAACAAUCUGCCCCCCAUACAUGUGCAGAAUUCACCAAAAGUCAAUCCUUGUUUUUUAUCCAGCAACAUAUAUUCUAAUCCUGAAAGGAUUCUGCUUAGUUGGAUGAACACAAAUUAUGAGAAUGCCCGACACAUUAUAUGGAAAAACUGUCACCAUGGAGUUAUUCCCUCUGAGAGAUGGAUAGUAAAUUUUGACAAAGACCUUUUAGAUGGCCUUGUUUUUGCAACCCAGUUGGGAGCCUAUUGUCCGUUUUUGAUUGAGUCUCAUUUUGAAAAAAUGUACACACAACCAAAAACUUCUGAACAGUAUCUGCACAAUUGCCUGAUUAUUGUGAAUGUACUUCGUGAAAUUGGCUUUGACAUGGACAUACAGGCCACGGAUAUCUGUGACCCUAAUCCAGUCCUGAUGCUCAUGCUUUGUGUCUACAUGUAUGAAAGGCUCCCUACAUAUCUCCCCAAAAAGGUGGUGCCCUUUCAUUGUACUCUACAUGACACUGUGCUGAGACAGAUUCUACUGAAGAAUCCAAGCUUGAAAAGCUUAGUAUAUAAUGCUGUAAUUGUUGGAAAAGAUGCGUCUGACUUCUCCCUUUCCCAAACAGGGAACAUUGUGACAAUAUCUCCAAAAAACCAAAUUAAUAUCACUCUGAAAUUUACCAGUCGCUUCCUUCGUCCUGCUGAAGCUUCACUACUACUAAUCUCAAAACCCAAGUACGCAAUAGGAGGCACUACGAUGACUUUUGCUCUUAAGGGUGAAGUCCUCAAUUUUAAAGCCAUUGAAAUUAUACGUUGUAAAUCUCCAUGUUACAAAUGGAAAGAAAUUAAUGUGAAUGUUAAAAAUCCCUUCCAUACUGCUGGGGACUUCAGUGUCAGUUUGGUGGAAUCCUCAACAUUUAUCUCUUUGCCAUCUCAAUUAACAGAAUCUGGACAAUUCAUAAACCAUGGUGAUGCUGGGAGUAGCCCUGAAAGUGAUAAUUCGAAGAGUUUUUGCCAGUCUCCAAAUGCCUUAGGAACCUCAAUUAAGUCCAAUUUCAUCAGAGAGUUCUUCUGCUCCACACAUAAUCUUCACCUGGGAGUAAAAGGGACUUCAAGCCUGGAGCUCUUGUUUCUUCCCUUUGACAUGCACACACGCUACUGUGUCAUCAUCCUCAGCAACAAAAAGAUUGGAGAAUUAAUCUACGUGGUCGAAGGAAAAGGUAUGAUCCCCUUGCCUUCCUCCUUUUUCCCAAAGGAUUCUUCAGCUCCACUUGACUACAGCACUUCUCCAGAGGAAGUGUUUAGUAAGGAAAAUCCAGUUCUGUAUUUGAAAUGUGAGCUCCGUCACGUCUUGGAUGUGGACCUUACAUUGCCACUGACUAAUGAAGCCAAGGAAAAGGCUUUGGCUUUUGCAGCACAGCAGCAGAUGUCGGACAUAGAGUAUGAGCGACGGUUGAUCACAGGCACUCUGGAGAGCAGUAGUGUCCGCGUGGCCAUCGCCCUCCUGGGGCUGACGAGGAUUGAGACUUGUACACUAUUUAAUACUUCAAAGCUAAAGAAGCCUAAGUCCAUUUUAUACACAGCAGAACUGAGCCUUCCAGAACAUUUUGAUAUCCCCAAGAAAAUCUACAUUCCUCAGGUUCCAGAAACUCAAGCUAAAUUGACCCCGUCGCAAGAAAUUAAACCUGCAAAUAAAAGAGUUGCAGAUGGAUCUGUUCUAGUUCCUUUACGAUUUGUUCCUCUCAGUCCUGGACGCUACCCUUGUAAAAUUUUGCUGAUAUCACGGUAUGAUGUGCGUGUCUAUUGCAUUGAAGGUGUGGUAAAUGAAGAACGUCCAGAGGCCAAGUUUGAAUUUGAAACACCAGCAUUUGAAGCCCUUACCCAGCAUAUUCCAGUCAGUAAUAAGACAAAGAAUGAAUGGAAAUGUCAAGUUACUAUAGAAGGAGAUUGGUUUUUUGGACCUUCUAUUUUAUAUGUUGGACCAGGAGAAACUGUGCAGUAUCCCCUUACAUUCAAACCUAUUUUGGAAUGUGAGAUUAUGGGCAGACUUACUCUACAAAAUGAAGUAGAUGGUAUGGAGUAUGUCUUUGACAUAAAAGGGAUUGGGAAAAAACCCCUGGCCUUGGAACACAUCACUAUAUACUGUCAAGUAGGGAAGACGACAAAUAAACCCAUAAUGGUGCCCAAUUAUACGAAGACCAUUCAAACAUUUAAGGUAACUUCAGAUCUUCCAAUAGUGUGGGGAAAUCCAAAAAUCACCAUAGACCCUGAUAAUGCGGUUCCAUAUAUUCUACAUGUGUCCCCUUGGAAACGUGGUAUAUUCAAAGAAUUCAACAGUGAAGCCAUCUUAUCCUGGGCUUUUCUUUGUAGUGCAAUUUCAUUUUUUGUUAAACACAGACAAGAUGAUGACUCUCAGGAAGACUCAGAUCAAGAUCGAGGUCGAGUACCCUCCUUUCAGAAAUCAUCAUCGGAACUAUUCCACCAGAUUAAUGAGGAAGACUCAGAUAAUAGUUUUAGCAAUUUCCAUGUCUGGUAUUAUCUCGAGAUCCAUAGCUCUCCGGGACCACCAGUAAACAUUAUUAAAAUGAAAUGCCUUGCUCUGGAGAGCAUUUGCAUGGAAAUACCUCUAUCUAAUCCAAAAGAGAGAAUCAUUCACAUAGAUGUGCAGUUAUCCAGUGCUGCCCUUAAUGGACUCAAGCAACUUACUCUGCAUCCGCUAGAGUGUAUGAACUAUGUCGUACAAUAUUCUCCAGCGACUACAGGCUGUAGAGAUGAAAGCAUUGUUUUUCAGCCAGAUGUGGCUCUCGAGUUCUGGUAUUUACUGAGAUUAACUACUGAAUUGCCGAAACCAGUCACAAUACCAGAAAUACAAUGUGACCUUGGGAAGUAUGCUACUCAGAUCAUUCCUUUAGUUAAUCCUACACAUGAGACCUUAGAAUUGCAAGCAACAAACAGUAAUCCUGAAAAUUUUGUCUUGGAUGUUAACAAAUCAUCACUGACCGUCUCUCCUCACUCCAUCAAAGAGAUAUCUGUUCACUUUUUUCCUUCGGCUCUUGGAAGAACUGGUCAUCAAGUUUCUAUCACCUUCUGCUGUACUCAGUUUAAAGAAUGGAUAUUCUACCUCUCUGGAGUAGGACUGUUCCCCCAGCCUAUACACGUAGAAAGAGUAACUACAUACCUCCGUCUUCAUUCAUCUAUUGUUAUACCUUUCCAAAAUCCCACCAAGGAAGAUGUUUUGGUCAAUAUUAUACUAACAAGUAGGGAAAAACCCAGCCAUCUCCUCAUUGACCGUUACUGGGAUAGCUUCUUUCAUGAGACUUCUGCCUUCAAGUUUACUGGUCUGAGUCACACACAAGGAAUCGCAUUGCCUCCUAAAGGAACUAUAGAUAUCCCAGUGUUAUUUAUGCCCCACAUUAUGAAAUUACACAGAACAAUGGUCAUUGUUCAAAUGAUGAGGGCGAACAGAAAAAGUUGGCCUAUUGACAAUUUUGAUGAAUUGAGCACAGAGAUGAAAAGAACCAUGGGAAUAGAAAGUGGAGAAAUCCAAGAAAUACACUGGAAAUACCCUAUCCUUGGGCUUCCACAGGCAGUAAGUCCUAAAUUCCCUCAAGUUGUCAUAAAAUGUCAGUCCAGGAAGCGGGUAGAACAGGAGGUGGAAGUCACGCUGACUGGUCAUUUUUUUGGAGAAAAUUCUAUCUUAGAUGCGACAGAUUUUGUAGUGAUUCCAAAAAAAUACUCAUGUGAUUCUUACGAAGAUAUUGAUGAUAUGCCUGUGAAACGUGAAUUUGAAUAUGAAAUUCAAUUUGAAUCCGAAGUUAUGAAGUCUAGCUUAGAAUCCUGUGUAGCUUUAUAUAUCAUGAAAAAAUCUUAUCAUAUCGAAACUGAAAUGAUAACAUUGGUCUUCAAUGUGGUAUUUGCACCAAAGAAACCAUUGAGGACUCAUAUUACACUGAAAGUAGAGUGCAUAACAGAUGGGAUUUGGAAGUUUCCCAUAACGUUGGUUGCUACUGAGCCUGAUGUGGAUGAUGUCAUUGAUAUUGAAGGCAUUGGUUUAUUUAAGGAAUCUGUUGUUGACUUCAGGCUGACAAGUCAGACGAGAAAUCCUGAGCCAUUCACUGCAUACUUCCUACCCGGCAGUGAUCCUGAGUUUUCUGUAAAACCUCAGGUUGGAGAACUUCCUCCUUUUGAUACUGAAGGAACGGUCCUCUUUGUGGGCUUCAAACCCCAAAUGUACAGUAGGAAAUACAAAGCAACAUUAGCAAUACAGACACCAGACAUGUACUGGCUGUAUGAUAUCAAUGGGUUACCUCCAGUUACCAUGCCACCGAUGAAUGUAAAAGCCAAAAUUAAGACUACUAAUAAGAGGUUUCCGAGCAAGCCAGUUCGUCGGCGCAAUUUUAUCUGUGAAAAUGCUAAACUCAUAAGGACAGGGGUGUCCUCUACCAUCAAGGGUGCACCUUUGAUGUUGAAGAAUAAAUAAAUGCUUUUUUCCAAAAUAUUUCUUGGCCUUAAGUAGAAAUGAAUAUAUUUUCAUGAUUGGUCUUUCAUCUUUUGGAAUAUUUCUGACAAGUAAUGUUUCAAUUAUAACAGGCCUUCUCUAUUUUAUUUUUUGAACUCUGACUAAAUCUAUUCUUUGAAUAUGUUGCACCUGAUUUCUGUUACGUUUGUCUUUUAAAAUGGACUGGUUGGAGUUACUGGGAUUGGUUCACUUUUAAGGUACAGGGGUACAUUUGUAGUAAAAAAAAUUAUUUCAGCUUAAAAAUUGAUGCACGUUAAGUAUAUAUAGUCCUCCACUCCUAUACUGAGUCUUUAAUAUGGAUAUAUUUCAAAAUGAUCCUAAGGAAAAUUCAUUUUCUCUAAGUAAAGGAGAGUAUUUUGCUCAGUACUUAUCAUUUGGGAAAAAUAUAAUAAUAAAUAGCCAAUGUGGACCAUCUUGAAGAGAAUUUGGCACAAAAUGACUGGCUUUGCCACAGAUUAUUCAUUCAUAUGACUUUAAGGAAAUCUCUCACCCUUUUUGUGCCCUAUUUUCUUAUGUGCAAAACAAAAGAACUAUACUAGGACAAGAAAAACUAUAGAUCUAGUCUACUACCUAUUUUUAUAUACCUACUCACAGAUAAGGAUUUUUACAUUUUUAAAUGAUUGAAAAUAGAAUAUCGAGUAACAAGAAAAUUGCAUAAA